CCCAGUAGAUCAGUGUAACUGGGCGGUGUUACAUUCUGGAAGGAAGGGAGGAAGCAAGGAGGCAACGUCGCUGCCAUACAAGUCAGCAGUCCUGCUUGUCAGUGCAGUGUCUAUACCAGCAGUAUGGCUGUGUUAAUCAGCAGGUGGAAAUAAAUGCCAGGACCGCUGUGUGUGGAGUCGUAAGGCUCGUUUGUAUGUGGAGGUGCCUACUGCCGUCUCAUGCUCUGUCUGUAGUGUGUAGAUGCCUUUGUUGAGAUGAGCGUGAAGGCUUUUGAGCUUGUCCCCGCUGUGGAGCGAGAGCUUCUUAUGGGCGAAAAAGCUCGCAUCAAUAUCGAGUGUAUCGAAUGUUGUGGGAAGCACUUGUAUGUGGGCACCAAUGACUGCAUCAUCCACCAUUUCCUGUUGGAAGAGGUCACUUCCUCUAAAGGGAAACUGAGCUACCUGGCUCAGAAACUCUUGCACAAAUACCUGGGCCUAAAGAAGCCGGUUGCUGAGCUUCGAGCGGCUUCGGCCCUGGAACGUUUGAUUGUGCUUUGCGAUGGUGUAGUGUUUCUAGUCGAUAUGGUGACGUUGGAGACUGUGCCCUCAGCAGCAGGAGGUGGAGCAAAAAUCAGAAAUGUGACAGGAUUUUGCAUAAACGAGAAUCCAGUCAAUGGUGAUCCUUUCUGUGUGGAGAUGGGUGUCCUUACCUCCAAACGGCGUACAGUCCAGAUUUACAUGAUUUACGAGGACAGAGUCCAGCUGGUCAAAGAGGUGAGCACCCCUGAGCAACCGUGUGCCCUCAGUCUGGAUGGUUACUUCUUGUGCCUGGCCCUCGCCACACAGUACAUGAUCUUGAAUUACAACACAGGAUCCUUCCAAGAUCUUUUCCCUUACAACAGUGAAGAAAGAAGACCUAUUGUAAAAAGGAUUGGCAGGGAGGAGUUCCUUUUAGCAGCACCUGGUGGUCUCGGAAUGUUUGCCAAUGCAGAGGGAGUGUCUCAGCGAGCUCCUGUCAACUGGUCAGAGAGGGUGAUCUGUGCCGCUGUAUGUUUUCCUUAUGUGGUGGCCUUAGAUGAGAGCUUCAUCACCAUCCACAGCAUGUUAGAUCAACAGCUGAAACAAACCCUUUCAUUCAGGGAUGGACACAUUCUCCAAGACUUUGAAGGUAAAAUGAUACUGGCUUCCACUAAGGCAGUAUAUGUCCUGGUUCCUCUGCCACUGGAGAGACAGAUCCAGGACUUACUGGCUGGUCAGAGAGUAGAGGAGGCACUCACACUUACAGAGGGGGCACAGAGAAAUAUCCCCAAAGACAGGUUCCAGAUUUUGCAUAAAAGGAUCCUCCAACAAGUGGGUUUUAUACAGUUUGGCCAACUUCAGUUUUCAGAAGCAAGAGAACAUUUCAGGAAGGGUCAACUGGAUGUGCGUGAGCUGAUUUCCCUCUACCCUCUCCUGCUCCCAGCGUCUUCUUCGUUCACACGCUGCCACCCUCCUCUGCAUGAGUUUGCAGAUCUUAACCAACUGGCUCAGGGAGAUCAAGAAAAAGUGCUGCACUGCAAAAAGUUCCUCAUUAGGUAUCUGGAAGAGGUACGAAGCACAGAAGUAGUGAAUGGCUGCCGAGAGGAUGUGGACACAGCUUUGUUAAAACUGUACGCCGAACAGCAUCACGAAAGCCUCAUGGAACUGCUCACUUCAGACAAUUCCUGCCUGCUGGCUGACAGCAUCCCAUGGCUGGAAAAACAUCACAAAUACAUUGGUACAGAAUUACCGGCCAUAUGUUGUUCAUCUGUUCAUCUGCUUUGUCUAGGUAAGAUUGAGAACUGCCAAGAUCUGCUGUUAGAACGUGCAACACUACACGGGAAACUAGAGGAGCACGAUAAAGCGCUGCAGAUAUUAGUGCACGAACUUAAAGACUUCCAAUCUGCUGAGUCCUUCUGUCUCUGGGCAUCAUCUUGCCAGGAUUCCACUUACAGGCAGAAGCUGUUUCAUCUACUCUUAAGUGUUUAUCUCGAUGGGAACCACUGUGGAAGGUCAAAUGCAGGGGGCAGUGGUGGAGAGUAUGACAUGGCGGCCGUGGACCUUUUAAAUCGGCAUGGAGAGGUGUUUGACGCGGCCCAAGUUCUACGAAUCCUUCCGGAAAGCUGGUCACUGCAGCUGCUUUGUCCGUUCUUGAAUCGAGCCGUCAGAGCCAGUAUGCACGCCUGUCGCAUGUCCCAGAUUGGUUUGGGGCUAGCUCAUUCGGAAAACCUUCAGCUACUCCAUGACAGGUUAGAAGAGCGUAAAAAGAACAUUGUCGUGUCCGAGAAGAAGGGAUGUCACCUGUGUCACAACACCUUCAGUCAGCCAGACGUAGUUUGUUUGCCCGGUCCAGUGCCUGUUCACGCUCACUGUGUCGCCCGGAGAGUAAGAGACUCUCCCACAAAGAGACUGUUAGCUAACAGCAGUAACCACACGUGAGACACAACCACAGAAGCUGUCAUAUGACCUGUGUGUGAGCAACCAGAAUAAAGCCGAAUGUACAGAGAUUUGUUAAGGCAGAGGACUGUUUCAUUUUUACAGCACACUAUGACACAGAUAAGGUUGACAAGGCAGGCUGUACUCGUGUGCGUUUGCGUGCGUAUGAGUGAGAAAUCGGAGACAUCGGCUUUUAAUUGUCAUGCUGCACUGUUGGUUUUUACUGAAGUGAAGAAGAAAAAAAAAUCUGCCUUUAAACCAAUUUAAACGAAUAGAAAAAAAACAGCUCCCGUCUUUAGAUGUGUUUUAAUUGCUGUCUGCACUUGGACAGUCCACAGAACUGUGAUUUGACCAACUGCAUGCUAUUUAUAUAGCAUAUUUUAAUUGUACUAUUUAAUUAUCUUGAACUCAUAAAAUAGUAUCACCGUAAUUGUUUACCUUUCUUUUUUUGUUAAACGUCACUGUAAAAAAAAAACACAAGGGGUCUCUCUACAGAUUAACUACGAUGCUCAAAUUUUGAUUAAGACAUUUGAUCCCAAAUUCACACACAACCUUCACAAGUGUAAAUGGAUAUAGUCGAUACUGAAACAUACUCAACGUCACCGAUUUAUCAGAUCGCCUUAGACACGUGAUCAGUCCCAUCAAACUGUCUUGUCGUCACAACCACAUUUUAAGUCUACCUAUUUGCAGUGCAGUAGCAAUCCGCCAGAUGGCACUAACACACAACCUUCAAACAUGCGAUGAUCCACAGUUGAAUUUACUGAGGGUUUCACCUUUAUUCUCACUAUGCUUUUCAAUAUUAGGGGUAAAAAGUAUGCGGGCCACGAAUUGUCCAGAGCUGUUAAAUCAAUCACUAUUCACAGAUCAUUAAAAAACAAGAUGCUUUGACCGUCAUUGGGGUAAUUAAAAUACUUCAGGUGAUUAAUCAUUGCUGACACGAGUGAAUGCAUGUGCCGUGCUUUUUGCAUUCCUGGGGAAAAUAAUGAAAAAGAAACAAAAGCUUUAUCAGCUGUGACUUUGGUGGACCAAGAGCGUCCGACCUGUAUCGUCUCAGCUUUCAUAACCAGUCUCCUGAAGAGUGCUGGAGUUACGGCUUUAACCUUUUAAUCUCAAAUCCGCCUGCAGAGUUGGAAGUCGGCCCCGUUCCAUCAUAAUGAAGCCCUAAAAUUCUUUACAGACUUGUCAUCUCAAAGAACUGCCCUGUCCUUUUUAGCACAUUCCCUGCAUUGUGUAUGUGUCAGAUACCAGUAAAGUGAACCUUGGACCCCAUAAAUGUCUCGCACUGACAGGCAUAACUAGCGGCCAGGCACAACAGCUCUCUGUCAGUCAUAAACAGGGGUUUACUGUAUUCUUCAAUGAUGGUUUGCAAAUUAUGUUAAACAAAAGUUGUGUCUGCAGCAAAGGCGUGAAAUUCAUUGAAAGGAUUGAGGGGAAAAUCCUGGAAUUUUAACUGGUGACUCGGGACAGCUUUUUCAUGUGUCUCACAACAGAUGCUCAUCGAGAUCUCUGGUAAAGCAAGCACCCUUUGAGAAGUUUCUCUUUAAUCAGUCCAAAAGAAGGUUUGGUAAUAUUCCCAAAUAAGGUCUCCAAGGAUGAUCUUUUUUUUCCUUUGGAGCCCUUUCAGAUGUUUAUUACUGUCUUGUAUGUCUCUGUCCAACUGACUAAAAAGACGUGUGUGUCGUGCGCUUUGCUCUUUUCUCUGGUGUCCGUGCUGUUGACGCUUGUAUUUUGUAGCUGCGACCUAUUUCUGUAGACACAGCACUAUUUUUCUACCAUAGACGUUUGAUUUUUUUUGUAGAUAACGUAGUGUGCUGCUUGCUUAAAAGUCCUAUCCUAUCACUGACUUACAAUAAUAAUUGUAAUGUAUGAACACUACGGUUCUGUGGGUUGAAGUGAAUUUUAUAAAUAUAUGUGUACUGAUAUGUAUAUAAUAAAUUUGUACUUAAUUUUGCUUUCCUAAUUGAUGCCAACACAGGUGUAGUGUACAGCUGUAAAUCUGUCCAAUUUAAAUAAAGAGAAAUGCCUGAUUAUCUCA
Messenger RNA from Cynoglossus semilaevis (tongue sole), 4468 nucleotides. It is a transcript of the gene tgfbrap1, whose product is annotated as transforming growth factor, beta receptor associated protein 1. The transcript is spliced from 9 exons. NCBI's taxonomy places the organism in Eukaryota, Metazoa, Chordata, Actinopteri, Pleuronectiformes, Cynoglossidae. Gene Ontology annotation, cellular component: membrane; cytoplasm. Bases 256 to 2436 code for a protein of 726 amino acids. Gene Ontology annotation, biological process: vesicle-mediated transport; endosomal vesicle fusion; autophagy. The record is from RefSeq and is a predicted model, not a curated record.